Sebastes umbrosus (honeycomb rockfish) is the source of this 4501-nucleotide messenger RNA. It is a transcript of the gene b4galt4, whose product is annotated as UDP-Gal:betaGlcNAc beta 1,4- galactosyltransferase, polypeptide 4. The transcript is spliced from 7 exons. Gene Ontology annotation, biological process: carbohydrate metabolic process. NCBI's taxonomy places the organism in Eukaryota, Metazoa, Chordata, Actinopteri, Perciformes, Sebastidae. The record is from RefSeq and is a predicted model, not a curated record. Gene Ontology annotation, molecular function: glycosyltransferase activity. The coding region runs from base 697 to 1743 and encodes 348 amino acids.
GCGUGUUUGGCCUCCACGGCGUACGACUGUUAUCUUGAUGCUAAUGUUGAACUUUUAACAGCACUUUACAGUAACUCCACAUCCGCAUUCGUCAGCUAGCUAACAGCUACCAAGGCGUAUGGAAAGGAGGCUGAGACACGCGUCAUCAACGCGUUAUAUCUCCGGGGGGGUAUAGCACAUGCGCAGUAGAACCUGGCCUGCACUUGAGCCAAUUGUAUCGCACGGCGCAGCUUGAGUUACACCACGCAUGCGCUGUACCCAACACCCCAAGACCCGUGUCCCAGCCUCCUUCCAUAGGCCUUGACAGCGACAUGGAAGCACAGAGAGCUCAUCUGGGCACAGCUGCAGCCAGGUCGCGGAACUAAUAUGAGUUAUCACUGUUAUAAAAACAUGAACAGUAAUCGGGAGGAGAAGGAGCUUUCAGCGAUAUAAAAGUUGUCGGAAAAAACGUUUUUGGCCUCACCUCCUGAAACUGGAUUUUGAAGGUUCGGCGAUGGAUUUUCACCAUUAAGUUCUCCUUACUUCACAGUGGUCAUAUACUUGACUCACUGUACAGUUCGGCAGCAUGUUUCAUCGCCAUGGGAUGACUGGUUAGUGAAACUGUGGCUGUCAUUAUUUUUGCUGAAAUGUCCUUCACAGAGGAAAUAUCUUAACUAACAGCAUCUACAGUUGUCACUUUUAGACAGUCACACAGCCAUGGGCUUCUGUUCGCCUGUGUGCAAGAUUUUGCGGAGGGGGAAAUAUUUUGUACUGCUCCUGGUCUCGCUCUCAGUGCUGGCAUGGAUCGCAACGUUUUCAGGCGAAACAGUGAAAUCCGGUCAGGUUUCUUCUGCCACACCACAAACUCUUGUCAAAGGAGACAGUCUGAGGGAUAAAGUCAACACAUGGACAGCGGCACCCGAUCACUUAAAUACUCCACCACCAAAAGAAGAAUGCCUUGAGGAGUCACCAUUGCUACAGGGAGCCAUGAAGCUGUCCUUUGAAUCCUCUCUGAAACUGAAAGACGUGGAGAAUGACAACAAAGAAGUGACUGAAGGCGAGUACGAGCCCUCAGACUGCACGGCGAGGCAGAGUGUGGCCAUCCUCAUCCCUCACCGCAGCAGAGAGAGACACCUUCUCUACCUCCUGCAUCACCUGCACCCCUUCCUGCAGAGGCAGCAGCUACACUACGCCAUUUAUGUCAUCCAGCAGGCUGGUGAUGCAACUUUUAACCGUGCCAAGCUACUCAAUGUCGGGUAUUUGGAGGCACUGAAGGACUACAGUUGGGAGUGCUUCAUCUUCCAUGAUGUGGACCUGGUUCCUGAAAAUGAUCACAAUUUAUACGUCUGUGACAAGCAGCCCAAACACUUGGUGGUGGGCCGGAACGCCACAGGAUACAAGCUGCGUUACAAAGGCUACUUUGGAGGAGUCACAGCUAUGACCAAAGACCAGUUCCUUCAAGUGAAUGGAUUCUCAAACACGUACUGGGGUUGGGGCGGAGAAGAUGAUGACCUUCGCAUCAGGGUCGAGCUGCAGAAAAUGAAGAUUGUGCGGCCGCCCGCUGACAUAGCUCGCUACACCAUGGUGUUUCACAAACGAGACAGCGGCAAUGAAAUAAACAAAGACAGGAUGAAGUUGUUAGGACGAACACCGCUGGUGUGGAGGAAGGACGGACUCAACAGCUGCUCAUAUAAGACUAUGUCGGUAGAGAGGCAGCCUCUUUAUGUGAAUGUUACUGUGGACAUUGGUAAGCCACAGAGUUGAGAUUUUAAAUGGGAAGCUGUGCUGUGACCAAAAAAUAUUUUUUUAAUAUGUUUAGUUCCACUGAGUGCGGAAAGGCUACUAUGUGUGUGUACAAGACACCACAUUAAACACACAAAAUGCACAUUUUUUUGAUUAGUUUACAUAUUAGAAUAAUGUCCCGCUGGGAACUACAUCUUUGCACAUUUUUGCAUAUCAUGCUGCUUUAAUUUCUUCAUAUUUUUACCAGCCUGCAAAAAAAUUAUUGGCUUUGGUCAAAUAGAGAAGUCGUGCCAUCCAGCUGCCAGACUUCGAUUAAUUCAUACAUAUGCCUCAUUAGUGGCCUACAUAAUACAGUACAGCAUAAAACAUGCGGGUAUUUUGUGUUUAAAAACCUGCAACAUAUGCAAAAUGUGUAUUUUGUGUGCUUCUGUGGCUGCAUUGACUUUUUCUGAAGCCCCUACGGACACAGGCGUUGUCACUUAUUUUGCCUAAUUCUACGUCUUCUCAGGACUGUCUGGGAGGCACAGACUGAUUCAUCAAUAUCUCCUGUUAGGGCAGGGUCUUUGAUAUCUCUUCGUGUACCUGGCAUGUAGUGACGUCCCAUAUUUCCCAGAAGGCUAAUCAUAUAGCAGAUAACUGAGAACACCCGUUUGUAGGUGUGCGGAGCCUUUUAAGAUGAAGUUAAUGUUUAGGUUUUUUUCAAGGCUGCUUGGACUCUUCAAGGCAAUGAGAUGUUUGACUCAUAGCUUGUUUUAUUGGCACUGACAUUCACAUCGCAAACUGUAGAAGAUAUUAUGACGUUAAAGGGAUCGGUUCAUAAGAGUAAUGUGCAUGAAAGCUACAAUAAUUGAUUUUUUAGCACUAGAUUGCAGACAAACUAAGAGCCAUGAUAUACUAUUAGCUUAUCAGUUUAUAGCAAACUAAUGCCUACGAUAGCUAAUUUUUUUAGACACUGAUCAACUAAAAAUAAUGUUUAAUAUCCAAAUAAAAAUAAAUUAUGAAUUAUAUAUAUAAUAUAUUUAUUAUUUAUAAAACACAAAAUAAUGAGGUUAAAUGCAUCUAUAUCUGCGGGGUCCAACUGAUGGUUAGUCAGUUCUCUGGCAAACACAUUAACAAGACGACCACAGACAUAAAGCCGACAAUACAAAGGAACUGCUGUUUCUGGUGUUUUGUUGACGGAAGACAAUGUGAACAUAUGAAUGAAAUCCUAGUAAUCUGAAUAAUAGUAGAUAUCCGAGGUCUUCCUCAUCUAAUACUUGCUGGUAAUAUUACUGUCAUAUAGAAGGUUCAUAAAGUUUUGCAUCAGAUGAACCUUGUGUGCAGAAGAAGGAAAAGGGACCACUGAAGAGCAAUAAUAAUAUAUAGAGGGCUGAUCAUUUCAAAUGAUAUCCAAUUGAAAUAUGUUAUUGUGAAAAUUUAUAAUAUACUGGUCAACUAGAAGGUUAAAAAUAACUAAACAUAUCGCUGCUCUAGAAUCAACCUACAUUAUUAUUAGUAAAAAAAAAAAAAAUGCUUGUGUUUCCUUCAGGUUUGGAAAUUAAUGUUUUUGUCAGCCACUCAAUAAAUUUCCACUGUUUUUUUGGCUGGUGAAUGAAGCAAAUCUAGCAGCCACUUGUAUAUUUUAACAGCAUUUGGCUGGUGCUAAUUUCCAACCCUGGUUGCCUUGUGCCAGCUGGCUUUAUUUUCAGAACUUAAUAACCUUGACCACCUUUGGAUGAUCAAUGUUUAUGUCUUAAAAAGUAGUUUUGUGAGCCAUAAUGAUGAUAUGAUUUCUUACUGCAUGUUUUUUUUAAUCUAUAUAAGGCCUUAUAUGCUUGAUUUUUAAGCAGGAGUUAAUGGGUGGUGGAUUCUUAUUUAUUACCUUUACAUUUAUUAAAUGAUAAUUGUAGUCUUGAGGCCGAUCAAUAUAACUUUUUAUCGUAUGUGAAGAAAUUUCAGUCUAGAAAAAUCGUAUGUUUUGGAUCAUUGCAUGCUGCUUAGAAAUAGUCUGAUAAACUCAUAUCAAAUUUGAUAAAUAAAUGAUUUGUUUCUUACUUUCAAUUAUAUGUUGAAGGUAUUGUAGCUGCUUGUAUGUUACAAUAUGUUUUGUCUUUAUUUAUCCGACCAGCAAAUCCUACAUAUUUCAAGACUGAGCAAUAUUACUAACUGUAGUGACAAAUAUGUUUACAGUUUACUUGAGCCACUCCUUUUUAUGUAUUCAUAUUCAUAACUGUUAGAGUUUCAUAAUAACCACAGGUUGCUCUAUAUUUCACACUGUUGAUGAACUCAACAAUUCUUCAUAAAUCUACAGUAGACUGCAGCUGUUUAGAAGCUCUUGAAUGAGAGUUCCGUUGUUCGAGAUAUACAUUUUAAAAACGUCCGUUAAGUUCGUGGUCGUAUCUCAAACAUGAAUGAAUGUUUUAGGGUUGUUUUUCUACUGUGGGUUGAAAACUUUUACAUGUAAACAUAUUGUUAAACUACAACUUCUCAAUAAGAUUUUGUAACAUGAUCACGACCAAGAAAAUUGUUGUAAUAAUGUAGCAUCAAACAUUUGACUGACAUUUUUUUAUUUGAAUUUGUGCUUUAUAUGAAUCAUUGUAUGAAAUUCAAAGUGAUGCCAUAAUAAUUCUUUGAGAAUUUCAUUUAGAGGAUUCAUUUUGAAUGUUUGUAUGUUGAUUUUGGGUUGAUUUGUCAUGUUUUGCUUGUGUUGAUGGGAGAAACCCAGAUUAUUAUGCAUUUCACCUCUAAUAGAAUUUUCUGUUUAGAACACAUAUAUAAUAAAUAGUAUUUUUCCUAUGAA